Molecule: messenger RNA, 2093 nt
Organism: Mercenaria mercenaria
Lineage: Eukaryota; Metazoa; Mollusca; Bivalvia; Venerida; Veneridae
Product: cytochrome P450 2D16-like
Exons: 9
Coding region: 295-1794 (499 amino acids)
Biological process (GO): xenobiotic metabolic process
Cellular component (GO): intracellular membrane-bounded organelle; cytoplasm
Molecular function (GO): oxidoreductase activity, acting on paired donors, with incorporation or reduction of molecular oxygen, reduced flavin or flavoprotein as one donor, and incorporation of one atom of oxygen; iron ion binding; heme binding
Source: RefSeq, a predicted model, not a curated record
CAUUGCGUCUGCAUCAACAUUUUGGCAAGUUUUUGAUUAAUGUAUCUAUGCACACAUUGCAAACGUUUCAAGUUUUCUCAUGGCAAACUUAAUAUUUUUAGUCAGAUUAAACAUCUAGUUUUGGCAAAUGCAAAUUUAAACUGCGGGAAUUGCUAAAAGUAUUUCUGUAUUAAGAUCUGGAUAUAGAUUGCAACCAUUAAUAGUCUUCGAUAUCACCCCAAAGUUGAGGUCCAGAAUUAUGUGGGACAGACUAUAGUUAUAAAUACGAGUUCAUUAAACUUAACCAAACUUGCGAUGGAUAUAAGUAUAAUAGUAGUGUUUCUUGGUGUCUUUCUGCUUUCUUAUUUCUUGACAAAAAAGAAACAGAAUCUUCCGCCUGGAUACUUCGGGAUCCCGUUUAUUGGAUCCUUAAGCAUACUUCGCAAAUUUCCGGGACGGAGACCUCACGUAGUACUUUACGGAGAGUCGAAACGUUUUGGACCAAUUUUCCGCUGGUAUAUUGGUCGGCAGAUGUUUGUAGCCCUUAACGGUUAUGACGUUAUCAAUGAAGCUCUGGUGAAGAAAGCAGAUGCAUUUAGUGACAGACCUACGUUUAUAAACGUUUUGAAUGCUGCAUUGCCAUCAAACCCGGAUGAAAAAGGUGUAAUAUUUUGCCAAUAUAACGCAGAAUGGAGAGAGAUGCGCAGGUUUUCACUUCACGCACUGCGAGAUUUCGGAGUUGGAAAAACCUCCAUAGAGGAGCAGAUCAUGGUUGAAACCGAGGCUGUGACGUCUAUUCUGCAAUCGCUAAAAGGAGAACCAACAGCCAUGGAUGCCAUUAUGCAGAAACUUGUGGGCAACGUUAUUUACAGUAUAAUCUUUGGGAAAAGAUAUGAAUAUGACGAUCCAAACUUCGAUAUGGUCAGGAGUCUGACGAAUGUAGCAGUUUCUGGUUCGGGAGCAGUCGGUAUUGCAAAUUUCCUGCCAGGGUUCAUCACUAGAAUACUUAACAAAGAGGAAGCGGAGAUAGAAAGAAAGAGGAAAGAGACGUUCAUUUCGAUAAGGAAAUACAUUUAUGAGCAGAUAGAUGAGCACGAAGCCACGUUUGAUGAAGACAACAUCCGGGACUUUGUAGAUAUAUAUCUAAAAACAUCAAGACAAGCAGAUGAAAGCGUUAAAAAAUUCAUAACUAAGGGAAACAUGUUUCGGGUGAUAAUUGACCUAUUUCUGGCUGGUUCUGAAACUACCUCUACCACAUUAGACUGGGCUUUUCUGCUCAUGAUCGAGUACCCCGAGGUUCAGAAGAAAUGUCAACAAGAAAUUGAAAAGGUUUUUGGAGACAAAUGCAUCGAGUACGCCGGACGUAACAAACUGGUGUAUGUAAACGCAACGAUUAUGGAAAUCCAAAGAUAUUCUACUAUAGUGCCAUUGAAUGUUAUACAUUACACAAGUAAAGAUACAACACUGGCUGGUUACGACAUUCCGAAAGACACAAUGGUAGUUCCCUCUCUGUACUCUGUCAGUAUGGACGAAAAGUACUUCCCAAAUCCAACAAACUUCAUUCCAGAAAGGUUUAUAGACAAGGACGGAAAGAUGGUCAAGAAUGAAGCAGUUAUUCCAUUUUCAGCAGGACCCCGGACAUGUCUCGGUGAACCACUGGCCCGGAUGGAGCUGUUUCUGGUCUUUGUAAAUCUCUUGCAAAGAUUUACAUUUACCAGAGAGAGGCCUGAUCAACCUCAUUCUUUGGACGCCAAGACAAACCAAAUUACCAAUGCACCAAAGCCGUAUAAACUGAAAGCUAUGAAAAGACAGUAACGCUGUUAUAUCAGUCGUUUCCGCAAAUAUAGUUUAGUUUGACCCCAGAUCCAUUUAUGAACUUAGUGUAGGGAACAAUGUAAGGUGGUAAGCUUGAAUAUAAUUUUAAAGAAAACCUUACACCAUUCUUAUGUUCCAUAAUCAGUUUCGUUUUAUAUUUCGUUUCGGAAUAAAAGAUCCUGCGGGUUAUGUUACAGUAAAAUGCAAGUGUCUGUUCUCUGUACCCUGGCUUAAUGUAUUUUGUAUGAUCUAGUAACAAUUUCCAACAUUUGUACCGAAUAAAGCAACAUUAUCAGUCU